GGGAGUCAACGUCGUCUCGCGCCAUCGCUGGGAGAUUUAUCUGUCAGCAACUGAUUUGCUUCCAGAAUGGGUUCUCACACUCCAGAGAUCAUAACGCUGCAGACAGGUCAUUAUGCCAACUUUGUUGGCACUCAUUGGUGGAACAUUCAAGAGGCGUCAUUUGUUUAUGAUCCAACUGCUAAAGUAGAAAUUGACCAUGGCGUCUUAUUUCGUGAAGGAGAAACAUUUCAGCGGGAGAGCACGUUCACGCCGCGGCUGCUGGCGGUGGACCUGCGCGGCAGCCUGGGCGGCCUGCGCCGGCGCGGCCGUCUGUACGGAGAGGAGGCGCCGCCGGCGGCCGCCGCCACCGAGCGGCUCUGGCACGGCGACACGGUGCGCCACAAGGAGGAGCCCGGCCGGCCGGGCCUGCUGCAGCGGCUGGACGGUACCGGUGACCCGGCCGGCGAGAAGGACGUCUGCCAGACCCACGACGGUCAGCCGGCGGAGACGCCUGAGAUCAGAGCAGAGCCGGACGACGACAAGGCAGAGCCUGACGACCCCGCCGGCCCAGACGUCGCGGUGAAGGUGUGGUCCGACUUCCUGGGCACCCACCUACACCCCUGGAGCGUGCACAUACUCACUGAGCACCUGCACGACAACGCCAGCGACCCGUUCGACGUGUUCGGCUACGGUGAAGCCCAGUAUUCACGAGAGGAUUUUCGUGACGGCUUUGAAGAUCGCCUGAGAGCUUACGCCGAGGAGUGCGAUCACCUAGCAGGGUUCCACGUGGUGUCGGACGGGUGUGACGGGUUCGGCGGCGUGGCGGCCGGCGCGCUCGCCCACCUCAGUGACGAGUUCCCGCGGCGGCCGGCGCUGCUGGUACCGCUGCAGCCGCCGGCGCCGGCGCGGCUGACGCUGCCGCAGAUCGUCCACCGUACGGUGAACGCCGCGCUGACGCUGGACGCCGGCGGACGGCUGGCUGCCCUGUCCGCGCCGCUCUCCGUACAGGAGCGAUGGUCGGCGCCGCUCGUCCCGCCCUCUCUGAGACAGUUCGAGCACCUCGAGUACGGCGCGGCGCCGUACGAGGGCAGUGCGCUGCUGGCCGCCGCGCUCGACACGGUCACCGCGCCGUGGCGGCGCAAACAGGGCCCGGUGCCGCUGUACGAGGUGACCGCGGCACUGACGGGCCGCGGCCGGACGGUGGCCGCCGCCGGGCUGGCCCUGCCGCUGGGGACCGGCCCCGGGGACCGGCUGGCAGACUGGCUGGACGCCGGGAGUCUGCGGCUGCAGAGUCUGACGCCCGGGGUGGCCGCGCCCGCCGCCACCGGGACCGGACCGGACGUGUGGAGCGGCUGCGCCGUGCUGCGCGGCGUGCCCGAACAACAGACCAGAUCCGACAGUGACCCGUGGCAGGAGGCGGUGGCGCAGUGGCCGGGCCGCCAGCUGGCCUGCCGGCUGCGGGAGCCGCUGAGGACGGCCGCGCCGUUCCCGUUCCUGUUCACGGCCGACGUCGGCCCGGACGGGCUGGUCCGACCCCGACAGGUCAACGCCACGGCGGUGUCGUCGGCCCCGGCGGCCGGCUCUCUGGUCUCGUCCCGCUCGACCGGCGAGUGCCUGGCCUCCCUGGGCGCUAUCGUCGGCCGCUACAACGUGUCCAAGUUCCACCGGUUCGCCGCCGGCGGCCUGGAGGCGGACGACUUCAGUGAGGUCCGCGAGCGUCUCAGUGACCUGGCCGCCUGCUACCGGCCGGACACGGACGCGCUGUGACCGGUCAGUGACCCAGCUGUGACCGGUCAGUGACCUGGCCGCCUGCUACCGGCCCGACCCAGACGCGCUGUGAUAGGAGAGGGACGGUUAGUGAGGUGCUGUGACCGGUCAGUGACCUGAUGUGACAAACGGUCAGUGAUCGGUCAGUAGCCCGCUGUAAUCGGCCAGUGUCCAGCGUGCAGUGACCUGCUGAGAUCGGCCGGUGCCAGGUGGUCAAUGGCCCUAUGCGACCGAUUGGUAAGGUGCUGUGACCGCUCGGUGCUCAUUGGGGUGGUGUGACCGGCCAUUUAUUCGCUCUGACCGGUCAGUGUGCCGCUGAGGUAAAAAUUGACCUCUGACACGCUGUGACCGGUCAAUGACCCGCUGUGAUUGGUCUGUCAGUUACCCGCAGUUAACGGUCAGUAACCCACUGUGGUCGAUCGGUGGUCACUGACCCGAUGUGACCGGUCAGUGACGCUUUGUGAUCGGUCAGUGACCCGAUGUGACCGGUCACUGCUGCUCCGCGGCACGCUCUGGCCAGUCAGUGCUCCGCUGGGACCGUUCCUCCAACGACCGGCAGUGGGAGCGGCCCGGUCCGACACUGGGAGAUCGCAGCUGUGACCGGUAAAGGGCUGGGGAGUCCUGGUGGAGAUGUUACAGCUGCCGAGUGUGGUGUAAAGGUGUCUCAGCAGCGUAGGAUCCUCGGUUCAGUAGCGGAAAGUCCUGUGAUACCGAAUUCGCUUGUGUGUCAUGCUAACAUGUGAUCAUGGAAGUUGUGGAAAUACAACACGCCUUUUUUACAAGAA
This is a messenger RNA of Amphibalanus amphitrite, 2531 nucleotides long. Its product is annotated as protein misato homolog 1-like. The record is from RefSeq and is a predicted model, not a curated record. The transcript has 8 exons. The coding region runs from base 67 to 1746 and encodes 559 amino acids. Gene Ontology annotation, biological process: mitochondrion distribution. Gene Ontology annotation, cellular component: cytoplasm. Lineage: Eukaryota; Metazoa; Arthropoda; Thecostraca; Balanomorpha; Balanidae.